GUUCUGAAGCCCUGCCCCGCAUAAGGGAGGCGUGUCGAAUCGAAGCCGGAAGUAGAUUCCGGUGCAAAUCAAACUCUUGCGACUAGUCCCCGCUGUGCUGCUUCUCUCUAUGCCUCGCCCCUCCUUGCGUGCUGCUCUUGCGCCAUGGAGUCUCCCGGGCGCGCGCCCAUUGGAGUCACUAGGAUCCUGACGGACACAGACUGGUCUGAACCAUGGAUCUUAGGACUCAUAUUUUUCCACAUAGCCUGCCUUUUUCUCACUUAUUUUUCUUUCUGGCAUUACCGCCUGCAAAUAGGGCAGUUUCUUUCUCUCAUGAUUCUAGUAUUCUGUGCAGAAUAUAUAAAUGAAAUGGCUGCUGCAAACUGGAGAUUGUUCUCAAAGCACCAAUACUUUGAUUCCAGAGGAAUGUUUAUUUCCUUAGUGUUCUCAGCACCAUUACUGCUGAAUGCUAUCAUUAUUGUGAUUGCUUGGGUUUAUAAAACAGUGAAUGUCAUGACAGAACUAAAGACUAUACAGCAGAAAAGAAAAGCAAGAAGAGAAAAUAAGAAAAGUCAAUGAAUAAUUCUUUUUUAAUUUGUAGUUCUCUUUACCUGAGAGCUGCCAUGUUGUUCUUAACAAUGUAAUGUUAAGAGCUCUUUUCUUAUCAGUACUGUCUUGUUAUCUUUCUUGUUUAUUUCCUAUUUCAAACAAAACUGCCCAUUCUUGUUUUGGAUGUGCAUGUCUCACUCAACACAUGUGUCAGUAUGUAAACUGAAGCAGUUGUAAACCGUUUUAUUUGAUUAAUGUUGUGCUGUACAUAAAUAAAAUGUAUUUCUAUAGA
Messenger RNA from Anolis carolinensis (green anole), 820 nucleotides. It is a transcript of the gene tmem18, whose product is annotated as transmembrane protein 18. The record is from RefSeq and is a predicted model, not a curated record. Lineage: Eukaryota; Metazoa; Chordata; Lepidosauria; Squamata; Anolidae. The coding region runs from base 145 to 558 and encodes 137 amino acids. The transcript is spliced from 5 exons. Gene Ontology annotation, cellular component: nuclear membrane.